AUGGCGGAUUCCCGGCGCGGGUGUGGGCGCCGCAGGGUGGACUCCCCGGGGAUCUGGGGAGCGACGUCAGGACAGUGGAGCCUACGGGCGCCCAAAGCUGGGGUGGGGUGUCUGAUUUCGUUUGCAGUUAAACCUUUCAGUGAAAAAGCAUACAGAAUCAUGGGCUCACCUUCUCGAGAAAAAUCUCAGGAUUACAAAGUUGAAGGCUUGUGCGCAAAAAACGCGCCUCGUGCAAACCUUUCUCCACCAUCUCGCUCUCUUCCAAUAUUCUCAGAGCACAAAGCACUUCGAAGCCUUGAUGCAGACUCUCUGAACGCGGCCCAGAGCGUGGGGAAUGCGCGAGGGUGUUCAGACCACUCGCUUAGCUCACACAGCAGCGCUCCCCGGUCUCGCACCUGGAGCCUCGGCCUGACGUAUGUCCUGGGCUGGUGGCCAGCUAGGCUCCGGGGCUGCGCCGCGCUCCGUACAGGAGCCAAGAGCCAGCAGGCCCCCUUCCUAUACCCUCCUGGCCCAGCCCCAAGGUGCCCGCGCGUGCCCGUCUUUGGGGCCGCCUCUGUAGCCCUGUCUCUCCGCCGAGGCCCAUCUUCUGUCCUUCCCUUCCAGGCCCGAGUCCCCCGGCUCCAGUGCAGACCCGCGAUCCCUCCGCUUCCUGCAGACGCCGCGGCGCACGCUCCCACCGCUCCCUCCCCCCGCGCUCGGGUUACAGCAGCCGCGUGGACGCCCGAGUGCGUGGCCUGGUGUCCGCACCGGGAGGGAUAUGUAUUUGGCGAGGAAUGCAGACCUCAGUACCCAGGAAGCGCGGGCCGGUGGCCUCCAGAGCCGCCCCCGGAACAGGCUGCCGCUCCCCACCAGCUGCUGGGGCCUCGGAGCCCCUCCCUGCGUGCAGAGAAGCGACGGGAAAACUUUGGGAGAAACUUUGCCAACUUUACUCUCGGUGAGGGAGAGGCCCCUGGAAUGGCCAGGCCAGAGGCUGGCCGCGACGGGCGGGGUGGGCCCCCAGCCAGGCCCGGGCACCCGCAGCGGGCCGGGCCGCCCGAGGAGGGGCGCAAGGCCGGCCGGCAGACCCCUGGCUUCCACUCCUCCCCUGCGCCUCCCACAACUGGCCCGCGUCCCUGGGUCUCCAAGUAGCCAUUGAGCGAAGCGCUCAGAAGGGCCUGGAUGGGGAAACCUGGCCCUCGGUGCGAGGGAUGGUAUUUUUUUUUACCUCUCCGGGAUCAUCCUUUUCCACCUGACCCGAGCUGUUUCACUCCCUCCCUGUCUUUUGCUUUUCUCUAUCCGUCUGUGUUCCCAUUUUCUACUGUAUUUGAUUUCUGGGUCCCUGAUUUUUCUUCUCUUCCUUCCGUUCCCUCUUUCGCUGUUUUCUUUUUUCCUCUGGACCACUUUACAGCUCACUUUUCUCAGUUUUGCUCCCUCCCUCUUUCCUUAUUUUAUGUCUCUUUUUUUCCCCUCUCCCUGACUCUCCGUGUUGCUCUUCCUCGCCCUCGUUUCUCAUUCUUUCUUUCCUCCCUCUCUUUCAUCCUAAUUUAUUAUCCACGACGAUUUCUUGGUCAGUCUCUCAGGUUCUCCUCUCCGCGCUUAUUUCCUCUGCUUGCUCUUCCUCUCCAGGUUCUGUCCCCUCCCCCUAGUGGAUCUGCCUUCCCGGAGGCGCCCCCUCCUCAUCCAUCUUGGGAGAUGAAUAUGUCCCUUUAUUGGAUGCUGAGGCCAGAGCCGGGCGAUGGGGCUCGGCCAGCCUAGCGCAUUUUCUUCAUGCAUAUUGACAAGAUGGUAAUGAGCACGUUUGCAUUGUUGCAUGGAGAUGCUGCGUUUCCUGCCGAAGUUGCAGUUCGGAACCGGCGAGGGUGGCCCGGGCUCAAGAGUGCCCGAAGUGGGCAGCCGGCUUGGUGGCCGCAGCUGGCUCUCAGCGGGGUUCAUGGCGCUCGGGGCUUGGGGAAGGAAGUGACUUCGCAGAGCGACGGUCCCGCCGCCGCCUCCUUGGGCUUCUUCACAAAGGCCGGCUGCUCUCCUCUCAUUAAAGCCUCGUUAGGGGAACCCCCGCCUGGCUCGCGACAGUUCCUUUGGCGCCCCCAGCCCACGGGCCUCGGAGCCCCCUGCCCUGGUGUAUCGAGGCCUGUGAUAGAGCGCCACCAGGAAAUUAGCGCCUGACAACGUCGUCUAAUGGCAAUAAAUUGUUUGCGAUUCCGAGAGUCUCGGGAUCAAACAGCCCCAUUGUGUAGGGUGCCCCGCUCACUCCUCGUUAAUCUUGGAGCCAGCAGUGGCUGUGCUUGGUGGGGGAAAGUUGCGGGCAGGCCCCUGGGCUGUGUCCCGAGUCCGAUUCUGCCUGGGCUUAGCGGACCUUAGAGGACCCAGUCCUUCUAGGCCCUCCGGGGAAGAUCUGCAAAGCUCAGGACCCAGGAGCCAGGCACACCUCAGGAGAGGUGAGAGGUGAGGGUUUCUGAAAGUCAGGAGCUCUGCAGGAGCAAACUCUUGAGUUGGGUUGGGAGCGAAUGGACAUACUCCUUGCUGGGAAACCAGAAGUGCAAGGGCCUGGAACCCUCCUUCUAGACACAGUGAGUAGGGAACCUCUGGCCGUUAAAUAUUUGCAUAAAUCCCCAUCUUCUCUCCCCCCCCCCGCCCCUUUCUCUUCCAACUUCAUACUGGGAAAGUUGAGAGCUCUUGGUUUAAAAGUAAAAAUGUCAAGACCUGGACUUGCCUGGAAUUGUGUAAAGAGUCCCCAGAACUUCAAAACCUCUGGUACCCCCUCUACUAUUAUUUGCUUAAAGCUUCUCCUUAGAUUGACUUAUUUAAAAUAACUAGAUCCAUGUUUUUGGACAGAAAACUUAAUACUACCUCUGUAAAUUAAAGUGCUAUUUCUCACCAUAAAAGGACAUUUUAAAAGAUAAACACAGCUAAUACCAACCAAGAAAUGCUAAUAUGUUUUAUCCAUGUAGCUUGCUUGGAAACGACUUCUAGAGGUCUGAUUGUGUGUGCACGCGCAUGCGUGUGUAUUAGCAAGUGUUGGGAGUGUCAAAUACUGUAUCUUUCUAGAAGAAAUGAGAAAAUUGAAAAAGGAAUGUUUCUCACUAUUCAAUAAUGUUAAUUCAUUCUCUUUCCACACCAUCUAAAAUUAUUCGAGGACCUUAACAGCU
Messenger RNA from Phacochoerus africanus (Common warthog), 3125 nucleotides. Its product is annotated as translation initiation factor IF-2-like. The record is from RefSeq and is a predicted model, not a curated record. The transcript is spliced from 4 exons. Bases 1 to 1128 code for a protein of 375 amino acids. NCBI's taxonomy places the organism in Eukaryota, Metazoa, Chordata, Mammalia, Artiodactyla, Suidae.